UCCACAACAAAUACAACGACGAGCCUCCUCACCGUCCACCAUUCAUCAGCUAGAUUGCGCCGGCUCAGCUUCGGGAAAUAGCUCGGCGUCCGAUCGCACGCACCUCGUCCAUCCAACCUGUGAGAGCUCCUUCGUCUUUUGCCCACCGCCAUGGAUGCGAAAGACUCCAACGGCCGUCGAAUUUCUCUCUUGAACGCCGACGACACAACAUUGCCAAACCGACAGUCUUUCGCCAACACUCGACAUUCAUCUUACUCGUCGCAAGGCUCUGCACAAUCCUACCAACAGUACACCUUAUCGUCCAGCAGCGUGACACGCCUGUCAUCCUUCCAGUCGGGCUACUCAUCCCCCUGCUCAUCUCCGCAAACGCCGUCUCUAGUUCGCAGCCGCUCAUCAGACUCUACGGCAGACAUGCAGACUCCCUCGCCCAUCACACCUGAAUUUGGCUAUCUCGAUUCUUUGAAUGCACACCCACAAGCCUACUCGGAUUCCACCGCCUACUUCAACAAGGACCUGCCUCAGUAUAUACCACAACAGCCUCCAACAUUGAGUCAGACCUACAUGCAAAGCACGCCUGCUCAGCCAGCCUAUUACGCCCAACCUCCUGCCGAGAACAAGUCUGCUCCAGCACAAAAGUCCAAAAAGAAUCAGUAUCCAUGUCCUGUUGCGAAGCAGUACAACUGCAGUGACCAUUUCACCACCUCCGGACAUGCUGCUCGCCACGCCAAGAAACACACUGGGAAAAAGGACGCGAUGUGCCCUGAGUGCAACAAAGCGUUCACUCGCAAGGACAACAUGGAGCAGCAUCGUCGUACCCACUUGAAUGGCAGGAGCACCACCAAAGGCACUGCUGUCGAAGACCGUUCUAGGAAGGUCGUCAAGCAACAGAACAUGAAGAGACCAAAGCCUGCACCUCUCCAGGCUGCGCAACCUGUGCAACAAGUGGUUGUUGAUCCUGCUCUCCCUCAGCUACCCAUCAGCCCAACAGCCAAUUUUCCGAUGGCGUCUCAAGUGCAUAUGGAUCCUUAUCAACAACAUUACAUGCCGAGUCACACGUACCCGGAUCCAUCACAAUGUGCCAUAAAUCCAAUGUCCAUGUCGACCUCUUUCGGCCUGGAUACUCUCGCCGCUGCGGCUGCGAUUGACAAGCGUGACAGCGAGUAACAUGAUACUUUAGCAGACAUGAUGGAAUCAGAUGGCUGUGAUGCUACGAGUUUUCUAUCCGUUUUUCUGUUGUUGCGCACUUCACGUAAUAUAGACGCAUGUCCUCACGGCUCUCCACUGUUAUAUACUCGCUAGCCGGGCACAUCGACACUCUUCUUGUACGACAGCCCGCAAGAAGACGGUGUAGUGUCAAAAUUCAGAACAGGGUUCUGUCACUUUCUUGUUAUCUACGAUACCCAUAUUCGGCGUUCCGGUCGAAGUUUCGCAUCUGUUCUAGGAAGGCUGGGAAAA
Pseudovirgaria hyperparasitica is the source of this 1455-nucleotide messenger RNA. RefSeq lists its product as uncharacterized. Gene Ontology annotation, molecular function: RNA polymerase II cis-regulatory region sequence-specific DNA binding; DNA-binding transcription factor activity, RNA polymerase II-specific. The coding region runs from base 151 to 1164 and encodes 337 amino acids. The record is from RefSeq and is a predicted model, not a curated record. The transcript has a single exon. Lineage: Eukaryota; Fungi; Ascomycota; Dothideomycetes; Acrospermales; Acrospermaceae. Gene Ontology annotation, biological process: regulation of DNA-templated transcription.